Symbiodinium pilosum is the source of this 900-nucleotide messenger RNA. The record is from the annotation of a GenBank genome assembly. NCBI's taxonomy places the organism in Eukaryota, Dinophyceae, Suessiales, Symbiodiniaceae.
GUGAAUCCACACAGGUCACAGGUUCAUCAGGCUCCUCUGGCAUCCGUGAUAGAUGCCUUAGUGAUGGGAACGCAGCAGCUACAAAUCAUGCAACUGCAGCAGCUUCAGGGUAAGGAUCAUGACGCUCCUGAGGUUGUAAAGCCAGGUGUAGCUGAUCUGCCUAAGUUGGCGCCUCCAGAUCCCUCCAUGGGCUCCCUGGCAUUCCAGGAUUGGCUUCAGCUUGUGACCGGUUUGAUGAGGGAUCUCUCGGAUACUUCGCAGGCAUGGUGGUCUGGUGUGGUCCAAGUCAGGCGGUAUGCGUACGAUCAAUGGGUUGUGGCUUCGCCUAUAGAUCGCCUUAGCGUUGAACCAGAUGACAGGUUGUAUACCAAUUACCAGCCAGGGGGAGCCGGUGAACGAAACCUUGUAGUGACCAACUUGCACAACCCCCAGGAGGUACAGGAUGCGGCGUCGGGUGUGUUAGCCCUGGGGCAGGUGGUACCAACGGUCCGUGAUUUCAGGAAACAUGGAGGUGUCGUGGAGGCGGUCAUGUCCUACCAUAAACAUUUGCUGGCCGAGUUUGAGACGUUAGCGGGUGCCACGCAUCCCAUGAGGCAGGCAAAAGAUGAGAAGGAGUGGGAGGAAGCAUUGGAGGUUCAGGUGGCCCUAGCGGGGGAUAACACCACAUCCAUGCGCUUGACAUCCUCCGGCACUUUGCUCCUGCCUUUCGGGGGGGAUGGCCUUUGUCAGCCAAUCGUCCCGAUGGGUGCCAUCAUUGAGCAGCUGGGCUUUAAGUUAGUCUGGUCGGCCGGUAGCUGUGAGCUGUAUCCGCCCGGGGGUAGCCCACUCAGGUUAGAGGUUGAAAAUGGUUGCGCGGAGGUUGAAUGCAACAUGGCAUUAGCAUUGAUUGCCCAACUUGAG